Messenger RNA from Magallana angulata, 3532 nucleotides. Its product is annotated as neuronal acetylcholine receptor subunit alpha-7-like. Gene Ontology annotation, molecular function: extracellular ligand-gated monoatomic ion channel activity; transmembrane signaling receptor activity; neurotransmitter receptor activity. Gene Ontology annotation, cellular component: membrane; synapse; neuron projection. The record is from RefSeq and is a predicted model, not a curated record. The coding region runs from base 125 to 1330 and encodes 401 amino acids. Gene Ontology annotation, biological process: nervous system process; regulation of membrane potential; chemical synaptic transmission. The transcript has 2 exons. NCBI's taxonomy places the organism in Eukaryota, Metazoa, Mollusca, Bivalvia, Ostreida, Ostreidae.
ACAGAAUUGGGAAGUGAACAUUUUAAAAAAGUUUCAAUGUGUUCUUUGUCUAUCAAGCGUGUCCCUUGCAACUACAGAAAUUGUACGUGGUUCAUUUUAAAUCCAUUUAUCAGGAACGGAAAAAAUGAAUAUCAGCACAUUUAUUUUUACUGCUAUGUUUUUAUGGCGUUAUACAACAGUCUUGUGUCAUGAUAAUGAAACAGCAGACAUUGAAUCUAUAUUGCAAGAAAAACUGUUUAAAAACUAUAACAGAUAUCGAAAACCAGUCAAGGUCUCUUCGAAUCGGAUAUUUGUGAAUAUUACUGUGUACAUUCUCUCUCUAUCAAAGCUGGAUAUCAAGUCUCAAACUUUACAUGCUGCCAACUGGUUAACAUAUUCAUGGACGGACGAGUAUCUUACAUGGAAUUCUACUGUUUUCUCUAAUAUCGACUACUUAAGAUUGCCUGCCGAUAAGAUAUGGAUUCCUAGUGUUUGCAACCUUCAGGAAAUCUCUGGUAGAAGAUGUUUGACAUAUGACUCGGUGAAAGACUCAAGAAGCGAGGCUGUAAUCCAUAGCUCUGGACUAGUAUAUCUGACAGAAACGAUGGAUAGUAUUGUUCUGUGUAAAUUUGAUGUACUGCAUUUUCCUUUUGACACACAGACAUGCAUUUUUUCGUUCAUAUCCUCUACCGGUCGAUUUCAAAAUACAUAUUUGGCUGUAAACGAAUCUAGUUAUGAAUCACUUCUCUAUAUUGGAAACGAAGAGUGGGAUUUGAUUUCGACAAAUGUUCAAGGGACAUUUGAUCUACUUAUUAUGAAAAUUGUUUUAAAGAGGAGACCCUUAUUUAUUGUUCUGACGGUAGUUCUGCCAAUUGUCGCUUUGUCAAUCAUGAAUACGUUUUGUUUUCUAUUGCCCAUUGAAACCGGAGAAAAAAUGGGAACUUCUGUGGCUUUAUUUCUUAUAUUUGCUGUUUUUGGAACUAUAAUCAGUGACACAAUGCCCCAAAACGCAGCAAAUAUUUCGUGGUUUAUGGUGUAUGUGACAACUCAGAUACUUUUAAGUGGGCUGACGGUUAUCAUGGAAACGGUUGUUUUACACCUAUAUCAUAAAGACAUAGGUAGAUCAGAAACAAUAUACACCGACAAAGUGUGUACAUUACAUAAUGCGAACAACAAAAGAAAAGAUAAAAAUGAAGAGAAAUACGAGUGUGUGAUUGCUAAAACAAAGGCAACUGACUCUGAAGAAAUGUGGAAAAGUCGGGCAAAGAAAUUGGAUAGAGUCAUGAUGAUUUUGAAUGUUUGUGCAAACAUCAUUUCUAUCUGCAUUUGCAUGACAAUUAUUAUGAUCUAGGUUUGCAAAUCAGUAUUAUAUACGAGGGCUGUCCAAAAAGUUCGUGGACAAUCGCGUUUUUGUCAUUUUAAACGGGUUUAUAUAUGCAUAUUGUAUACCAAAAUAUUUGUCAUAAAGUUCCAAAUCAGAUUAAAGUGGUUUUGAAUGUUUUCAUUAAAAUUAAACUUAAAUUAUACUGUAUUAAAAUAUCACGAAAAGCACGAACGGCCCAUUGUCAAAAUUGUCCAAACUUCGAGAUUGAGUUUUAAGAUAUGAAUAUUAACAGUAUUUUUAAUACAGGUAAAAACGUCAAAAUAUUCAACUGUGACGUAGUCAGAAUUGUGAACGUCAUUUUCAUACGUCAUUUAGAGCCGUUUUUAAUUGAGCAGAGGAUAUUUCAAGGAGUUUAGGGCAAGAACAUGUCUUUAAAAACGCCAGAAAAAGCAACGUCGGCGGAUCGCAUGGAACAGCGCGCCAUCAUUAAAUUCUGCGUAGACUCGGGGAAAACACCUAUCGAAACGAAACGAAUGAUGGAGAACACAAAAAGGCAUCGACACAUAUCAAGAUCACUAGUCUACAAGUGGCACAACGAUUUUCGGAUGGAGUUUGCGAUUUAAAAGACGCCGAAAGAAGUGGAAGGCCUUUGCUUUGUGACGAUAUAACGAAAUCCCACAUUCAUGACAUUGUCAUGAAGGACAGACGUCUGACGUUAAGAGAAGUCGCGUCAAUAAGUGAUGUUAGCAAAUCUUCGGUUUUUAAUAUCCUCACUGAAGACUUCUGUAUGAGUCGUGUUUGCGCAAGAUGGGUACCCAGGCUUUUAUCCGAUGAGCACAAAAAAAGACGAAUGCAGACAAGUUAGGCUUUCAUACAGAAUUUCAAAAGAGGAGGAGAGAAGUGGCUUGACAGAAUCAUUACUACGGACGAGACUUGGCUGCAUUAUUUUGAUCCAGAAACAAAAACAGAAUCCAGCAUUUGGAAACACCGGGGUUCACCAGCACCGAAAAAGGCAAAGGUUGCGAAAUCCAUGGGUAAACAAAUAUACAUAUUCUUUGCUGAUCGGCACGGAAUGAUUUUGGUCGACGCUGUACCCUCCGGUCAGACGGUGAAUGCUGCAUACUACUCCAAGGUGUUAUGCCGCGACUUAGUUAAGGCAAUUAAGAAAAAACGCCCUGCCCUGGCUGUGGACCUUGGAAAUAUCAUCCUACACCAAGAUAAUGCACCAGCACAUACAACAACUUCCACGUGUCUGGAAAUCGAACUCCUAGGAUACGAUCUUCUUGAACACCCGCCAUACAGUCCGGAAAUUGCUCCGAUGGAUUUUGCAAUUUUUCCUUUCAUCAAAUCACAGCUAAGAGGAGUAAGAUUUAAGGAUUCUGAUGAACUUAAAUAUGCUACUCGGACCAUUGUAUCUAAAAUCGACAGUAAAUGGUAUUCGGAUGUGUUCGAUUCAUGGCUAAGAAGGUGUGAGAAGUGUUUGCAGUGCAAAGGUGACUACGUUGAAAAGUAACAGAAACCAACGCGCUACGUACGACGUUAUAAAAACGUCGUGUAACCGUCAGACUGGGCCGUGCGGCCUGUACAGGCAAUGUUUUUGUAGUGAUAACUACAUUAUGAGAAUGAACAUUGUUCUGAUUUUUAUACACAUGCAUUAUUAUAGUCUAUAUUAAAAUAUUUUAAUACUUUUCUAAAUAUAGCGUCGUUAUUUAGGAUGAAAUUACAUGUGUCCACGAACUUUUUAGACAACCCUCGUAUAUUAUCUUUGGUACAAAGCAUUAUUAAAAGAAAAUACUUUGUUGUAGUAAUUUAUACAAUGAUUUUUAAUCAUUGAAUUGUCGUGGUACGGUAUAAAAUGUUUCAAAAAGUUAGAAUAUUCGUAUUUUAUUUAAAUAAAUUCAAAAAAUAACCAAUUCACUUGUUUGCAAACUAGAUUUUCCCUUUUUUGUAAAUGUCUGAUCUAGUCCUAACAUUCAAGGAUUAAUUUUGAAGAUAGUUUUUCUGGAUUUUAACUACACAAUUGAACACUGGGUAUCAGAUAUGAUGCUUAUCAGAUAUAGAACUGCAAACAAGCUUUCUUGAAUGCACCAUUUUGACAAAAAUAGUUAAAAGGCCCAAAUUCAAAUUAUUCGAAUAUUCCAAAAUCGUAGUUGCUUCAUGUAAUAUAUAUCUAUAUAUCAAAAAAUAAGCUUAAAAUAAGAUUAAAACAAAUUGUAAAACUACUCAGAA